UAGAGGAGAACCCGGGGUCAGUAACUUUGGCGGGUUUCCCAGUGUAACGCCAGAGGAAAACUGUGAUCAAAAGUGAUCCACCAUCCAUGUAAUAAGUUCGAGUACGAGAAUAUGGAUUAUUUUAUCUAUGGAUGAAAACAAAUAUACUUCGGACAUGAAAGUUAUCAGAAGAUGACCAUGGAUGAAUUCCACCCCUUCAUCGAGGCAUUGCUUCCUCAUGUGAAGGCAUUCUCCUACACAUGGUUCAACCUCCAGGCAGCAAAACGCAAGUACUACAAAAAACAUGAGAAGCGCAUGUCAAUGGAUGAGGAGCGCAGAGUUAAGGAAGAAUUACAGAAUGAAAAACCAGAAAUAAAACAGAAAUGGGCUUCAAGACUUCUGGCAAAAUUGCGGAAAGAUAUAACUCAGGAAUGUCGAGAAGAUUUUGUGCUAAGUAUAACAGGGAAACGACCCCCGGUAUGUGUGAGCAGCAACCCGGACCAGAAGGGGAAAAUGCGUCGAAUCGACUGUCUACGGCAAGCGGACAAGGUUUGGAGACUUGACCUAGUGAUGGUUAUAUUGUUUAAAGCGUUACCGCUGGAAAGUACUGAUGGGGAAAGACUUGAGAAGUCACCCGAUUGUAUGAACCCUACACUGUGUGUUAACCCACAUCAUAUAAGUGUAUCUGUGCGCGAGUUAGACCUCUACUUGGCAAAUUUCAUUCACAGCUAUGUUCCGGAUCCUAGAGCCGACUAUGUAGAUUUGCAGAUGAGCGAAGAUAUCAAAGUGCCUGGAAACAUUCACUCAGGGGUUUCUGGAAAUGACAGCAUCAUGGCUACAGGGGUCUUUUCUGCUAGGGAACUACUUCGUGUCACACGGCAUUCCAUCAUGAUGCCACAGAAUGGGACAGUGCCUAUGAUGCCGCCCAGUAAACAGAUGGACAGUCCCAGUUACUACAACUACAGCCCUCAGGAACAGUCCCAGGUGGUGGGUGGCAUGCCACACCCGGGAAUGCCCAAUGGCCAGUCUGCCCUUAGCCCCUCUGGCCACCCACAUAAGCGGCUAAAGCGCAACACCAUAAGUUCAAUCUCGUCAGCAGAAGAUGAUGUAGAGAGUGUUGGAGACGAGAAUGAGACAAUGAGCAACUACUAUGCCAAGUCUUCAGCUAAUCUAAGUAGCAGUGGGUCAUCAGGCUGGCAGGGAGAUCACAUGGACCCAGGUUUACAGCAGAUGGCAAUGCCUGGUCCUGGGCCCGGGACACACCCCUCUAUAAAGUACCAGGAACACCCCGGGGGUGACACCUUCUCCGACUUUGUUUCGCUGGUAUGUCAGGAGGCUCAAAACUCACAGGGACAGGGAGAUGAGCACAUCCAUUCAAAUUCAUCGACACCCCCGAUGAAGAGCCCUACAAAACUCCCACACUUCUUUUCGCCUGGGAUGCUUCCCCCUCCUCCACCACCUCCACCAAAUUUGGCACGCCCAGUCGCCAUUCUUCGUACAUCAGAUGGCCAAGUUGUUAGCAGUGCUCCAACGCCUUUGACCUCAACUGUGUCCAGUACAUCUAACAAUAGCAAUUCGAGUCAGGGUAUCAGCUCCUCACCAGGAACGCCUCCGUUCAACCGGACCAUCAUGUCCAGCCCGUUUUCAGUAUUGACUCGGCCAGAGCAUGCGUUUGCCCAUAUACAUCCACAAGGACACCAGGUGUUUUCCUACCCAAGUCUUAGCCCAGUAAACGCUCUCAGUGGUGUGAUCAGCCCUACAACUCUCAGUCUGAUUGCAUCACCUGUGGCCACACCCCGUACCACUCCACGGUCAACACCCAUACCUCGGUGGACCACACCGUUCAUCCCUUUGGAUGAGGGCAUGGACUAUAACAUGCUGGCUAACAUCAUGCACGGCGUCAACAACGACGAACCUCUACUGAGCGAAGAGCGAUAUUUCCCAGGAGAUGGCAUGGAAGGAUCUGGUAAUGGUCAUUCAGGCCCACCUGGACCUUCUCACUCAGGACAAGCUCCGCCCCCAGCACCUCCCACCCCAGUGGCCAACACCCCAAAACAGACUCAGAACCAACAGACUUGACAGGGAAGAAAGAGGGGGUGGGGCAUGUGAGCCCUGCUCUCCAGACCUGCUUUGCUUGGCUGUGAUAGCUGACUACCGUUAUAUACUAUUUAACAUAAUGUUUUGAAAGAAUUCUGUAUCCACCGUAAGUCACUAUGACGUCGGAACGUGUACGUACAUGAUGACCUUUGAACUCAUGUUGUUACCAAUUUAUACACAAAAACACUUCUGAGAAAUAACUACAUAAACAAAUCAUGAAUUGAUAUUGUUUAAAAGGACAUGUUGACAAAAGUCUCCACUUCAAUCUCAGGUAUGGUGUACAAACUGAUCCAGAUGAAUCGUUGGUAGAAAUAUUUUGUCACAGUUUGAUAUUGGUAGAUUUAGUUUGAGAUUUGCGAACAGGUUGUAUUUUGACAAUUCAUGAAUAUUCAGUCAGUAGAGACACAAAAAACAGAUAAUAUGGCACUAGAUAUCACGUCGUCUUACAUCUUUUACGAACUUGGCUAUACUUGUGAAAAAAGUUGAGCUUGGAGAAGUUGUGUCAACUUGUCUUUUUAACAUUAAUUUCUAAACUGAUUUUACUCAAACAGCAUUUUGAGAUUUUACUGAGCUUUACCCUUGUUUUAAUGUUAAACUAAAACUCUAGUAUUAUAAUUAGUAUGUAGAUGUUUGUACAUUGUCUGGUAUAUAUUAUGUAUGUAUACAUAUAUAAUUCACUCAAGCCAAAUACUUGUAAACAAUUGUAUGAGACUUUUAAGUUAUUUUGUUAGUGUUGUUUUGGGAGCUUGUCUCCUCACUAUAAUUAUUAUUACCCUUUUAUCUCUGUAAUCUUCAACACUGUACAGUUACCUGUCAUUGUAAUGCUGAAGUUGUUGAAUAAUUCCUGAAUUCCAAAAAUUGAAAAAAAAAAAAAAAAAAAACCUAUGCAAUUUGCAUAAACGUUUUUGUAUAACGCCAGUAUAAAUUAUUUGAUUUUCCUUUCUUUUAAAAAUUUCCAAUAUUUUCCCCCCACCCAGAAGUAGAUCAACCUCCCAGGAUAGUACUAGUUUUGUAUAUGUUAAUAUUUAUGAUGAUUAAUUUAUCGAUAUGAGUGUUAAUUAUUCUUAUUAUGACAAUUGUUAUGACCAUAUAAGGAAGAAGAGGCCUCAGACUGUACAUAGACAUGUUGUUAUCACUGACACUUGUUAUGUUCUGCAUGUCAAGAACACAAGUGUUAGUGAAAUAUGUUGUUCAAACUAGUCCUCCCAAUUGUAACAUUAUUGCCCUCUCAUCGUUAACACCUAGUCCAAGUGCUACUCAUUUUUUCUGUCAACUUACUUAGAUGUAGUGAAAUCAUUUUGAAGAAAAUACCCUAAAACUUUUCUUCCAUCUUUGCAUCUGUAAAGUCAUCAUUUUUCAUCAUCCAUUUUUUAUAUAUAUUGGAACCAUGUACCUCAAAUAUUCUCUAUCAUGUUAUACGAAUACAAAUUUCAGGACUUGUUGAUGAAUCAUGUGACUUGUCCUUUGCUGUCCUGAUAAGAUGGCAUACUCCUGAUGACAUUCAGGUGGGAAUUGAAGUUUCCUGGCAUGUACAAGUACUUUGUAAAAUUUAUUCAUAGCAUGCAUUAAUGCUAUAACUACCUCUGUGAACAAAAAUUUGAACUUUUUUUUCUGACAAAUUUGAGAAACGCCUUCAUUUGAUAACUGUUUUUGUCAAUAAGUUACCAAAAUUCUUAAAAGAAAUUGUCUAACAUUGGAUGUUUUCUUUGUGAUUUGGAAUUCUUCCUUUUGUCAAAAGUUGCUUGAUGAUUUUUUAUGAAACCUGUAAAAAUUUUCUGUUUUGGAUUGAAGUCACAGUAAAUGAUUUGAAGCCUUCUGUAGGUAGCUUAGACAAAUUCUAACAUGAACAUCGAUAAUGAAAUUUCUGUUGCUUUUCAUCUAGUAUGUAAAUGUCUUGUGUUAGAGACUUGUUAAUAUGUAGAAUGCUAGCAGUAAAUUUGGGACAGUUCUUUUGCCCAUGUAAACAAACGGAUAGAAUUGCAAAACUGUUUAUUUGGUUUGAUUUGAAUUUAUUUUCUUUAAUUCAGUAAAGAUUUUCAGACAAAACUUUUGAAAAUGUAAAUAUUGAAACCAAGUGUUCUACCUCAUGGAGUUAAUUAAUUAUAUGCCAAGCACAGUUAAUGUUGAUGUCGGUCAAAUAUGCAAAAUCUUGUCAAAGUAUUGACAAUGGUUGCAUAAGCUUUUUGGUAUAUUUGACUUUGACACUAGUAAUAAUUUGAUAGACAACAAUUUUUUUCUGCUUUUAAAGAUUACUUUCAGCAAUAAUGAAAAUGAAAACCUGGUGAUUACGGACAUUUAUUGAUUAUGCAUUAAGACUGUAUUUGUACAUAACUAGAGAGUCUUUCACAAUUUUAGUUGUUAGUGUAGAGUGAGUUAUCUUCCCUUGUACUGGUCAAAUAUGUAUCGUUGUGUUCAUCUACAUGGUUGUUUCUAGCCAUCCUGUGAAAAGAUUGUGUAUAUGUGAGUGUGCAUGUGGAGGGAGAAGCAUUUUCUUUUCUUUUUCUCCCCAUUAACAAAUUUUAAUUAAUGAGGAAUCUACUGAUGUAAAUUAGAAAAAAGAUAAAUCAAAAUUUACGCACCAAAAGUAUCCUGUUUUAGCCAUUUCAUUGUUAAAUCAACUUUACUCCUUUAGUGAUAUCCUGAUUGUGAUAUCAUCAGAAUACCCAGUAGAUAAUAGUCCUUUACAUGGUGUUGAUAUUUAGAAGUAAACAAAUCAACAGUGUUCAGUAAUGUUGUUUGGAGGGAAGGAAAAUCUGUUUCUCCAUUUCAUCAGAUUAACAACAAAAUAGAAAUAUGAGUAGUUUGAUUAUAAAGAAGAUUUCUGUUCCCGUCAACAUAUGUUCAAUGUGUUGGCUCCAGACAAACAAAUCUUAAGCAAAUCCUGACCCUGACCUUCUAGAUUAGCAGCUUCACCAGCCAGUGUAGAAAUGCGUCCAGAAAAUCCAUUAUUUUGAUUUAAGAAAGUGCUUUUGUUUGGAGUUAACAAACAUGUACAUUCUCAUCAGUAAUUCAGUACUUGUGAAUUCAGUGUCGGCUCCCUUACUCAAGUCCCUGUGUGUUAUGUGAACAAAUGUUGGUGUAGCAUUGUCUACCCAUUGCUUUGUGAAAUGGCAUCUAGUUAUAAGUUGUUGGCGUUUUGUUGUGGAUUUGAACCCAUACCCUGGGUUUGAGGAGUUUAAUUGUGAUAAAAGCAUCCCUUGUUAUUGUCAUCCAGAAAUCCUCGCUAACAAGCUUAUCACGUUUUAUUUAUUUUAUCACUCUUAUCAUCUUAUUAUUUAUUGCGUUGUUAUGUUAAAGAACAAAAUGAUUUUUAAAAGUUUUGUGUGGAAACAGUGUGUGAUAAUUGACUUUUGUCAUUGCACCAUGUUGUAUUCUAUGUCAUGUAGUAUAACUAUUUCAUCAUUUCACAUGUAUGUUGUCACCGCAUCACGCAAAUGAUGUCAAACCUUCCAAGUACCUAGAUGUGUCGGCAACAUAAAUGUUUCCCCGUCCACGGUUGUGAAGGUGGACAUCGCCAUCUUCUUUCAACAUGUGCUAGAUUAUGUAUAAUGUUGAUUUCUUUGUGAAAUUGAAACCUUACGUUGGUGUGUAUGUUUUGAAAGUGUGUUUGUGGAAAUAUGCCUCUGUACAGAUUUCAGUCUUGUGAUUGGAAUCAAAACAAAUGAAUGACAUACAAGUUGUGGUUACUCAUAUAGUAUAAUACGUUCACUGUGGCCAAAUCGGCAGUAACCAGGAGAUUUAUCUUGCCAUUAAAAGGGAGCUUAUUAAAUUUUGAAGUGAAUGUCACCAAAGUGUUAUAAAAAUCAUGUUAGAAAUGGAGGUCCAGUCCAUUGUUUAUAUAAUCUCAAAUCCUACACCCAUUAAGUGCUACUUGUAUUCAACUUUGUUUUUGUUUGAUUUUUUUUUUUCUUUGUUUUUGGCAUAUCCAGUAAAAUUUCAAGUUAGACUGGACAUAACAUUUAUGGUUUGACUAGUUGGGUCAGCUAAGUGUCUAAUAAGUUCUUGUUAAACAAGUUUUGACACAGUAUUUAUGGGAAGGGUUUGUAUGAAACAGUAUAUUAUCCUAAAUUGUUUGUAGUGGUAUAGUACUAUCAAACUGGCAUGUAAUCAAAAUAAUGUGCACCUAAAAUUCACAUGUUAUACGUGUAGCACUCGAGUCUUCCACAAAUAUUACUGUUAACUUCCACAAAUAUACAGGUCAUUAUAUGGCUUGGAUGUCAGUCUAGCAGGUCAAAUUUUCUUUAACCUUUCUUCUUACUCAUAAAAUGGUAAUGUCUGGAUGCUCUUGACCCUUCUCUGAAAUUUUAAGAAUUUACGGAUUCUCCUGAAAAAGUAUAAAAAUGCAUUGGUUUUGUUCAGCAAAUUAAAAAUCAGACUUCGAACUAUCAGCCAAAGAUUUGUACUCAUGUUUGUUGGGUGAACUCGAUUACACAAAAUAUUAAGUGCCAAAUUUUCGUCAUGUGUGAUAUUUCUGUUGUUGUUCAAAAUUUUGUUUUUGAACAGAAAACAUGAACGAUAAACUAUCAGAAAAAUGAAAACUGUGCUAUAUAACUCGUUAUAAAUGUCCUUGCCCAUCAAUGUUUAUGUAUAUUUGUGGUCUCUUGCUACUGGCUGUAUUUAUCAAACCAUCAUGUGCUGGUGUUACUAUUUUUGAUUUCGAGUUGAUGUAAAUUUUUUUGUGUUGCUUAGUUAUUGUGAUCGGUGUGUAUACUAGGUUAUUGUACAGUUUAAAAGUCCUUUUUUUAUUAUAGUUUGUAAAUAAGUUUGUAUACAUAGGUAUUAAUUUAUUAUUAUAUAAUUAUUUCCAAAGUAAUGUUUUGAUUUGAUCGUGUACAGUAUAGGCACACAUGUGCCGGUAAACGGGUGGGCUAAGACGUUGGUCUCUGACCUGCGUCGUUGACGAUCUGUGAUUUCAUUAUAGUGUGGAAAGGUAUGAUUCACGCUGGUGACAUAUUUUGACAAGUUUUUUGUAAGGUAUGAAUCGGAGAAUGUGUCACUUUCUAUAUUAUUAUUUUUUGUUUGUUUGAAGUUUCAUAACAGUUCUUCACUAAAAAGGUAAUUUUAUAUAGUUGUUAAGUUUUAUUCCUUCCAAAAAGUUUUUAAAAUAAUAACAUAAAGUAUCCUAUUGUUUGCUGUUGGUGAAAUUUCUUUCCAUGACAGCUGAUACAAAUAAAGAGAGACAAAAACAAGAGAUUGUUAAUAUGUAUAAAGACAAUAUCGUAAAUAUGCAUUUAAUGUUCAUAUAUACAUAUUUCUGGACUUUUGAAUCUCAGUUUCUUUUGAUCAAUACUAACUGUAAAGUCACUGUGUAGACAUAAAAAGAACUAAAAAUGUUUCCCCAGACACAACUAGUAUUAUUUUUUUUUUUUUCAUAUUGAAAAACAGGUGCGGAAGGAAUGAAAUAAAAAGAAAAUUGCUGAUAUGGGUUUGGUUAAAGUGCCUCUCUUCUUACCAAAGACAAAUACUGUAUUGUGUUAGGUAAAGAACAUACUUCAAAGACAUCAAUUGUCAAUGUGAGCUAAAUAUUGGUGGACCAAGUUUGGGGGAGUCAUUCUUGGAAGAAAAUGUUUCGAAACCGUUUUUUAAUUUCGGUGUUCCUGGGGUGGUGUUUGUACUGGAAGGUUUUUAAGUCAAUAGAUACAAGGAUAAAGAAGAACGGGUGAUGGAAGACAAAGGUGAUCUGUAAAGUUACUGUAGCAACAGUCAGAAACCUACAGUGAGGAAACUAUACCUAAAUAUAUUUAUAUAUGUGACAGCCUAGAGCAUUCCGAUAGAGUAUAUAUUUCUGACUCUAACCAGCACAGUGAUUGUAGUGGUAGCUUUCUACUCUUUGUUGUUCCAUAGUAUUAUAUGAUCAAAACAAAGGGCCGGUCCUUUUGUUAUUUUCUGCACUGUCAUCAUGAUGAAAUAUGACCUUGAACUAGCUGUCCAAGUGUAACCUUGGCCUUAAGGUUAACUGGAUAUUUUUGUUGAUGGUUGUUGGUUAGAGUCAGAAUGCUAUGAAUGGGUACAUUUUGAUAUAUAGAAAAUGUCAGAAUUUUAACCGUGAUGAAGUGGCAGUAUUUAUCACGUGUUGUAGGAAUACUUUUGGCACCAAUGUCACCGUUCUAGAGACCAGUACGACUGUUUAGUGUUAACCAGGUCAACAACAUGUUGUUUUUUUUUUUUUUUUUAAUUUCCAAGAACGGUUAUGCUGAUGCACAUAUGUUGGCCCCAGUCUAUGCAAUUUUGAUACCGAGUUGCGAUGUGUGCCGAGUGUUGAUAUAUUUACACACAAUCUUGUUUUACUGUAGACAUUGGAACAUACAAUGGGUUUUUGAGUUGAAAUACUUUUUUUGUAAUCAAAGUCUGUCCAUCACUAUGUUACUAUAGCAACAGAAGAAUGUAGCACAACUACAGCCAUAUAUGGCAACUGAGAAGUGUGCAGAGAUCUUUUUAAGAUUGCUUUUACUUCACUUAGCAAUUUGUAUCAAGUUCAUAUUUUGAGCUAAAUAAACAAAAAUCUGCGUAAGAUUGAAAUAA
Ylistrum balloti is the source of this 8598-nucleotide messenger RNA. Its product is annotated as nuclear factor 1 X-type-like. The transcript is spliced from 12 exons. Bases 172 to 2058 code for a protein of 628 amino acids. Gene Ontology annotation, molecular function: RNA polymerase II cis-regulatory region sequence-specific DNA binding; DNA-binding transcription factor activity, RNA polymerase II-specific. Gene Ontology annotation, biological process: regulation of transcription by RNA polymerase II. The record is from RefSeq and is a predicted model, not a curated record. NCBI's taxonomy places the organism in Eukaryota, Metazoa, Mollusca, Bivalvia, Pectinida, Pectinidae. Gene Ontology annotation, cellular component: nucleus.